CAUUUGAUCUUUUGCACUACCAGCGGCGUUGCGUUGCCCGGCGUUGAUUACGAACUCAUCGUACUCUUAGGGCUCGACCCAAGCGUCAAGAGGUACAUGAUGUACCACCAAGGCUGCUUCGCUGGUGGCACUGUCCUUCGUUUGGCUAAGGAUUUAGCUGAAAACAACAAGGAUGCUCGUGUGCUUAUUGUUUGUUCUGAAAAUACUUCAGUCACUUUUCGUGGUCCUAGUGAGACAGACAUGGACAGUCUUGUAGGGCAAGCAUUGUUUGCCGAUGGAGCUGCUGCAAUUAUCAUUGGUUCUGAUCCUAUACCAGAGGUUGAGAAUCCUAUCUUUGAGAUUGUCUCGACCGAUCAAAAACUUGUCCCUGGCAGCCAUGGAGCCAUCGGUGGUCUCCUUCGUGAAGUUGGGCUUACAUUCUAUCUUAACAAGAGUGUUCCUGAUAUUAUUUCACAAAACAUCAACGACGCACUCAGUAAAGCUUUUGAUCCAUUGGGUAUAUCUGAUUAUAACUCAAUAUUUUGGAUUGCACACCCUGGUGGACGUGCAAUUCUGGACCAGGUUGAACAAAAGGUAAACUUGAAGCCAGAGAAGAUGAAAGCCACCAGAGAUGUGCUUAGCAAUUAUGGUAAUAUGUCAAGUGCAUGUGUGUUUUUCAUCAUGGAUUUGAUGAGGAAGAGAUCUCUUGAAGGCAAACUUAAAACUACUGGAGAAGGAUUUGAUUGGGGUGUGCUUUUUGGCUUUGGUCCUGGUCUCACUAUUGAAACCGUUGUCCUUCGUAGCGUGACCAUAUAAUACCCUUAAUUAU
This is a messenger RNA of Arachis ipaensis, 808 nucleotides long. The record is from RefSeq and is a predicted model, not a curated record. Lineage: Eukaryota; Viridiplantae; Streptophyta; Magnoliopsida; Fabales; Fabaceae.